CCAUAACCCGAUCCCCCCUCUCGCUCGGUGUACGGCGGUGUAAUCACAGAGUGUUUCCCCGCAGUGUUAUUAACUUGUUUCCCUAGCCAGCCUGCCUGGGUCCCCGGGGCCAGCGAGGUUCCCCCCCCGUGCCUGGCAGUGGUACGCUCCGCGGCGCGCUCUCUGCUGACCGUGUGGAGAGUUCCCGCCUGACAGCGAGCCCGGACCCCGGGCAUGUUAUCAGAGCCAGUCCGGGCGGCAACAUGGCGGAGGGCGAGCCCAAGGUCCCCGAGGAACUCUUCAAAGAUGUCAAGUAUUACCCAGUGGGCGACCUGGAUCCUCAGGUAGGCGAGUGAGUGUGGCUAGUGCCAGGCUGGGCCUCACAACUGACUAACAUAUCAUAACCUGUACCAGGACUACAACUCCCAGCAUGCUCAGCCCCCUCUGGGCCUCACAACUGACUAACAUACCAUAACCUGUACCAGGACUACAACUCCCAGCAUGCUCAGCCCCCUCUGGGCCUCAGAACUGACUAACAUACCGUAACCUGUACCAGGACUACAACUCCCAGCAUGCUCAGCCCGGCUCUGGGCCUCACAACUGACUAACAUACCAUAACCUGUACCAGGACUACAACUCCCAGCAUGCUCAGCCCGGCUCUGGGCCUCACAACUGACUAACAUACCAUAACCUGUACCAGGACUACAACUCCCAGCAUGCUCAGCCCGGCUCUGGGCCUCAUAACUAACAUAUCAUAACCUGUACCAGGACUACAACUCCCAGCAUGCUCAGCCCCCUCUGGGCCUCACAACUGACUAACAUACAUAACCUGUACCAGGACUACAACUCCCAGCAUGCUCAGCCCGACUCUGGGCCUCACAACUGACUAACAUACCAUAACCUGUACCAGGACUACAACUCCCAGCAUGCUCAGCCCGGCUCUGGGCCUCACAACUGACUAACAUACCAUAACCUGUACCAGGACUACAACUCCAUGCAUGCUCAGCCUGACUCAGGACUCAGAACUGACUAACAUACCAUAAUUUGUACCAGGACUACAACUCCCAGCAUGCUCAGCCUGACUCAGAAUUGACUAACAUACCAUAAUCUGGACCAGGACUACAACUCCCAGCAUGCUCAGCCUGACUCAGAAUUGACUAACAUACCAUAAUCUGGACCAGGACUACAACUCCCAGCAUGCUUAGCCCGACUCAGGACUCAGAACUGACUCAAAUACCAUAAUCUGGACCAGGGCUACAACUCCCAGCAUGCUCAGCCUGACUCAGGACUCAAAACUGACUAAAAUACCAUAAUCUGUACCAGGACUACAACUCCCAUCAUGCUCAGCCUGGCUCAUGACUGCCAAAGCAUCAUGGGAGUUAAAAGUUCUAUAACAGUUGGAGAUCUAGCUCUAAUUAACCCCUCCUUGAUAUCAGCUGGCUGAGCAUCAUGGGAAAUGUAGUCAGCCACAGGUGGAGAGUAAGGGGUUAACUGCUAAGCCAUCACUGUGCCUGGGCUGCUUUAUGGAGCCUGAGGAUAUUGGUUGCCAUAUAGUGAGCUUAACUGACAGGCUGUGGGUAGCAAGGGCUGAGGGUGAUGACGUAAUGCAGGCACUUCCUGCUAAAUAGUGACCCUCACUCUGUUGGUUAACAUUGGGUUGCUCAGUCUGUGCUUCUUGUCACCAAAGGGGGCAAUUCAGACUGAGUAAUUCUACUACAAGCUAGUACAUAAAAAUAUUCUUCAUUGAUAGUUUAUUGUUUAAAAAAAUAUUAUUGUGGUUUAUACAAACUCAAGUAUUUGCAGCACAACUCUACCAAAACAACAUCUCCCCCUUUUGAAAAUUGAAUAAAAAAUGUCCUUUAUUAAUUUUCACUUUAUUUGUUUGGAAGUCGUAAAAAACAAUUAGGACCUUUCAGUGCAUUGAAAGUAUGAUACUCUAGCAUUAAAAUUAAACAUUUUUUUUAUUUUUAAUGUUUGGUUAUAGUCUCUCACCCCCUUGUUAAAUAACAAAACAAACAAAAAAAAACUCUGUUUUACAUACAUGUAAUCCAGGACCAUGGCAGUCUCUUUGCAGCAACUGUGCCUCGACUUCCGAGAUAAUCCUGAUGUGUGAUGCAGUGGAUCAAUACAAUGUUUCUGAUAUUCUGACAAAUGUGAAAACAUUCAACAUUUGAAAGUCUUGAAGAGGAAAUGUGUCCAUUGUCUAUCAGCCUGACAGCCACUGGAGGCAUGUUUCUGGCCCUGCGUAAACAAUGCCACAAAAAAGGUUACAGGGCUGAUGAAAUUGUUGUUUGAAAUUAGUUAUGGCUGUUAUCGGUUUACAGAGCAACGUCACUUGUCCUGUAUGAUGAGUGGAACUACUUUUGGGGAAUAAACUACUUCUAAUAUAAACUCCUGAUAGACAAAGUUUGAUGGGAUAAAAGCAGACUACAUUAUUAUGUUAUUAUUUAUAUAGUGCCAAUAAAUUCCGCAGCGCUUUACAAUGGGUGGAUGAACAGACAUGUAGUUGUAACCAGACAAGUUGGACACAGUAACAGAGGGGUUGAUGGCCCUGCUCAAUGAGCUUACAUGCUAGACCACAAUGAGACUCCUGGUUGCGCAGUCUUUCCUUGGUGAGAGAAGGACCUGCCUUCUACUUUCUUCUGCAAGUGUCAACUUAAAGGACCACUAUAGUGCCAGGAAAACAUAUUCGUUUUUCUGGCACUAUAGGGUCUCUAGGUCCCCCCCACCCUCAGCGCCCCCCUCCCACCGGGCUCUAGGGGCUGGAAGGGGUUAAAUCUUACCUGUUUUCCCCCGCGGCGCUCCAUCAGUGCGGGGAACUCUCCUCCUCAAGAACCGCGUGCGCAUUCAGCUAGUUUAUAGGAAAGCAUUCUCAAUGCUUUCCUAUGGACGCUGGCGUCUUCUCACUGAAAAUCACAGUGAGAAGCGCGGAAACGCCUCUAGCGGCUGUCAAUGAGACAGCCACUAGAGGCUGGAUUAACCCAUUUGUAAACAUAGCAGUUUCUCUGAAACUGCUAUGUUUACAGCAGGCAGGGUUAAAACUAGAUGGAAGUGGUCUGGGUGCCUAUAGUGGCCCUUUAAUUAGAAACUUUCACAGGGUUUAUUUGUGCAUUAUCUCAAUUAGGGAUUGACCAAUUAUCAGUUUAGCUGAUAUUAUUAUUAUUAUUAUUAUUAUUGCCAUACAUUUAGGAUUUUGGCAAAUAUUGACUCAUAAUGAUAAUAUUGCCAAUAGUGCCUGUGGUAGUGGAGGCACCAGUGCAUGCGAUCUUCAACAUCUCUCUCGAACUCUUGUGAUCCCACGGCUGUAAAAGCGUUGCCGCAUGUUACUACGGCAACACUCCGUGCUGCAUACUAGGCUCACGAGAAUUUGAAUUUAUAGGCUAGGCAAACCCCAACAUGCAAUAAGUUGAUUCUGUGUAUUUCUGGGAAACAUGACUUCCUGGCUUCUGUUGCUUGUCAAGCUGUACCUUACAGAGCUGGAGAUUUGACAAGUGAGUUGUGCAUUGUAGAACCCAAUGGUUGAAUUGUUUUCUCCCCUAAAUCCUGCAUAUUUGAUGUUAUUUUGUAGGUUGUUCAGAUGCUGAAAGCUGGCAAAGCGAAAGAGGUUUCAUACAAUGCGUUAGCUACACACAUUAUCGCUGAAGAUGGAGACAAUCCUGAAGUUGGGGAAGCACGGGAAGUCUUUGAUCUUCCAAUUGUGAAAGUAGGUUAUUAAAAUUAUGCAAUAAACAAUACAGUAUCUUUGUGCAAAUUACUGAUUUGGUCAGAAAAUUACAGGAAUUUAAAAUGAUCUAGGCAUUGUGCUGAAUAUAGAGCUUGUAGUGGUAAAGAGUAGGUUAAAAAUACAGAAUAAGGCAGUAAAAAUAACUAUGCAUUCGUUUUUAAAAUCAAAUGCUUCUCAUAGAGAAGCAUUGUGCAUCCCAUUUGAAGAUAUACAAAUAUGUAAAACAGUUGUUGGUAUGCAAAUAUAUAACAUCAUUGGAGAGUUACUCCAAUCACCAUGACCACUUUAGGGAUUUUACAUGGUCAUGGUGGUAGGGUUAUGUAUGUGCAGUGUUUCUGCUUGAAACACUGCACUUCCAGACUAAUAGUCACUUGUGUGCUGGGUUAAGUUGCACACCCAAGCCCACGUGAAAUUGGAUCUGGGCUGCCUAAUAUGAAUUUUGUGCAUAAAUCAUGCUGCUGACAUGAAAAAUCUUCCCCUGAUAGUCAGAGUGCCCUCAAAGGGAAGCUAGCCCCUUGCUCUGAGCCAGCAAUUGGUGAGAAGCCUGUGUAUGGACUAAGCAUGGGUCCUGUGACAUGAGAAUGUGGAAGGGAGCUCUGGGAGCUUCACCUGAUGCUGAAAUCCUGGUAAGUGAAAAACCUUUUUCACAAGUUCAACUGCAAUAAGAGCAGGAAGACCUUGUGCAUAGUGCCCAAUAGAACAUUUUACAAACAAAAGGUUCCCCCACUACAAAGAGUUAAAGUAAAUUACUGAGUCUUUUACACAUUAUAUGAAUAAAAUUAAUAAAACGCAUUGGUGUAAUAGGUCCCAAAAUGAGCUUCUCUGACAAUUCUGCACAUUUCAAAUAAUACUUGUUUCUUGUGAACUUUUGAGUUCUUUGUCUAAUAUCACACAGAAUGUUGUUAGGGCUGCAGAAAUAAAUAGGUUUAUUUUUAAAUACCAGGCAAGUGAGCCUGCUGGGACAUGAUAUAUACACAAAACUAGUAAAUUUGGCUAACGUUGUUUAGAUUGCCUUUUUUAGAACUCUAUAAUUAUCCAAUGGAAAACAAAAUAAGUUGUGUAGUUCUUAUAAAUAAAUAAAUAAAUACAUAGUCAUUGUAUGAUUUGGGUGCUGAAAAGUAAUAAAGGUAGUAUUAUACUCACCGGAGUAGGCAGCAGAGUCUCUUUAACGUUGACCUGGUGCUCAUUUCAAAUUUAGUGAAAUUAUGAAAAUUGUGAGAGAGAGAGAGAGACAAACCGAUUUUUAUAUAGAUAGAUCAACCCUACCAAUAUGGAAAACCUUGCUGAUUUAUGCUUUAGUAACGUAUUCUUAUAAAUUAAAUAAAUGUCAGUCACUUUCAGGUCAGAUGUUUGAUAUUAAAGAUUAGUGUUGCAGUUAUCAAGAAGCUAGGAAGCUCUGGGUAAAGUCCCUUAGCUUGAUUUCUUUCCCCCAAACUCCAGGAGCUUAGAUUGCAAUGUGAGAUGUCUAACCGUUCACACAGCUUGCUCCCACUGUACCAUGAGAGAAAGAACUGGUGGAUAGAAUGAUUCGAUUUUCUUGUUACUAUAGCGUAUAGCCCUUUCCUCUGCACAAAAUGUAUUCAAGCUUGGUGUUUCCCUUCUUACUUAUUCUACUCACAAGGUUUUUCAGGUUAUACAUGGAACCUAGUUAAAUUUAACCUACAUAAGUCAAGAUGAAAGGAUAAUAAAAAAUGUUUACCUGUCAUGGAUACUCUAAUGUAGGGUCUGUUAUUAUUCAACAAGAACUCAAAUAUAAUUUCAUGUUAAUUACUACGAACAUUUGAAAUUAAAUUAUGAAUACAUAGUAAUCCUACAAUGUAUCUCACUUCUAGAAAGCCAGGUUAAAAUGGUCAUAAAAUGAAUAGGGCUUGUUUUGCGGUGCUUUGCACAUUUGUGCCUAAAGAGAAGACUUACGUUUUACUCCACCUAUAGUGGUUGUCUUUCAUGUCCCUAAUGGAGUUUUACUCCGUUAAAUGACGUUGGACAUCCUUAUGUUUUGCAUGAGGAUAUCUAACGCCUUCAAAUUCACCAUAGGAAAGCAAUAACUCGCUGCACAUAUGCAUUAGAUCCUCCCAUUGCUGUGACACUGCAAGGGGAGGAAAUCUAGCUAGCAUUGAGAAGAGGAAAGUUUAAAUAAAAUAGGUUUUUAACUCUUACUUUCUUGAUCAGAGGAAGGGUGUCCCAUUAAGUUAGGGACAGGGCACUGUAGAUUUAGGAAUGAAAAAUAAAUCCUCAUUUUUACAGAUACCUUUUUAUGUGUGCUAGAUUCCUUGGUACGUCAAGUAUUGUUACUGUGAUUGCAUAUAAAAAAAAAAAGAAAAGAUUUUUAGUUCUGGGAAAACUCAAAGCUUCUUUGAAAAAACUAAAUGAGAUUUCUCCAGCAGAAAUAUUAGAGCUUCAAUAGAACAGAAAUAGCUUCAGGCUGUUUUCAUCACAGUGGGUGCCAUAACCUGAGGCUGAAGCCAAACUGUAAAAUUUAAUUUUGUGAAAUAAUCCCAGUCCAAGUUAGAAAAUUCUUCAAAGUCAUUAAUGCAAUUUUUAGUUCUUGUAGAACUUCAUUUCAGCACAAAUAUAAGCAGGCUCCUGUGACCUUCAAUAUAAAAUGUAAAAAUCAAAAAUUUCAACCCGCUGAAGUGUUUAUAGGUGAGGAGUAUCCUAGUUUAACGCCAGUUUAUAAAAUUCCUGAUUUCUAUGAGAAAUCGUCACUUUUAUAAAUUAACUAGGGAACAUCACCCUGUCUAACAGCCAGGGAGGUUUGCAGCUUCUUUCUGUUAGCUCCCUGAACUAAUGGAAGUGGCAGGCACGAUCUAUUUGAGUGUGCCUGCCUCCCACUCCUCCACAAACCUAAGACUAGACAUGCGCACAUUCACAUGAACUGGUGCGGACAAGGGCCUUCUCCAUGAAUUUAUUUCCUCUUUGAAAAGCCUGAAAGUCUCUUCUGGGAAAAUAGGGUAGGGAUUGCUAAGGCUGCAGUUCAUAAGACCUGCAGCUUUUGCAAGCUCUUUUAAGAUAUACCCCCAAUGAAUACAUAUUACCAUUUUUUUUUUUUUUUUUUUUUUCGAUGUGCAAGAUGGAGUGCUCUUUUAAUAAACCCUUAAGGACCAAACUUCUGGAAUAAAAGUGAAUCAUGACAUGUCACACAUGUCAUGUGUCCUUAAAAGGUUAAAGAAGCACUGUAGUUUGUAUUCCUGACAUAAUUUUAAAAUCAGUAUUUAGACCCCGGCCCCCUUGCUUUACCCUAAAAAGUAAUUUUGUUUUUCUCAUCUUUUUUUUUGAGCAUCGUUCCGGUUUCGCUCCUCCUCCAUGACUGUGAUAAUCAGAUUUGAUUAUCUCAAUCCAGUGCUUUCCAAUUGGAAGCUCAGCAUCUCCUCACAGAGAUGCAUCUCUAUGGUGAGUGUUUGCUGAAUGCCAGUGACUGAACAAUGUGCAGCACUGACCCGUCUGAGUGACUGCCACUAGAGGUGUAACUAGUCAGUAAUGGAAAUACUGCAUUUUCUCUGAAAAGGCAUUGUUUAUAUUAAAAGGCAUGCAGGGACAUUAAGCUGUAGUGGUUUUGGUGACUAUAGGGUCCCCUUUUAAAGUAAAGGGAAAUGACUAUACUUAUGCAUGCUAUUAAAAACACGAGAUGUAUUCUUCUGUAACAAUGUAAAUUUGAUGUGAGAAAAUGUGCCAUAGUAAGUAUAUAUCAGUUUCACUAAAACAAAGCGAUUGCACCUAUUUCCUUCUUGAGUCAUAAGCGCUAAGAGUUGCGAUAAAAUGUAACAAAUUUUAAAGAGAAACUUCUACUUUAUAUUCAAUGUAUUUCUUUCUGUCAACAUAAGCUUAUUUUGAAUAAUAAGCAUUAAAUCGUGUAUGGAUGCAUUAUGGGUGUUUUUUUAUUAUUUAUUUUCAAUAAGUACUAAGGGUUCAUGAUUCAUAUUCUUCUUAGAAAAUUAUUGUAUUUUUAACUAUAUAUUGUGGAAAACGAUUGCUAAUUGUUAUAUAUUUUCUUUUGCAGCCUUCCUGGGUCACAUUAUCUGUUCGUUGUGGUGCCCGCCUUCCGUAUCCUUUUGUUUUAAAAUUCAGUUUCUCAUAUAAAUUCUUUUUAAAAAUUUUUUUUUAUUUUUAUGAAAUCGUUUGUAAUACUUUAUGCUUUCUCCAUUCUGAUUGUCACAAGCCUGCAUGAAACCAAUUUUAGAAGCAAAAUACAAAGGGGAGUGUGCUAUGCAGAAAACAACUUUUCAAGAAUUGUGUGUUGUAAAAUUAAAACAGACUUCUGGAAUUCAAUAUGUUCUCAAUAUAUAAAAGCCUAGUCAUUGUUAACUUGGAGCCUCUUUGAAUAUUUGUGGGGCUAUUCUUAAUAUUCUUGAGCUAUUUUGCUAAUUAGUUUUGGUUAGAACUUAUUUUAUACUGGGGCAGAUGAAGUAACUACCGAACGCUGUAGUACUAUAUAAAAUGUUAUAUAAAAAUUACAUAGUGACACCAAAUAUGUAAUAAAAUAUUUAUAGUUUUAAAAAGUCAAAUGCAUAGAUGAUGAUGAUUUUUAUUUUUUUGUUGAUUUUUCUCUGGCAGUGCACUGGACUUGGUGUAUCAGUGUAAAGCCACAGUGCUUUAUAUGUGGCUGUAUGCCAAGACUUCUGGUUCCAUUUACAACAUCAUAGAGAGAGCAAACGUAACAUGUGUUCCUCUUUACAUGUUGCUUUGACGUUCUCUAGAUUAGCAUGUAUUGGUUACUUGAAUUGGAUCUUUCGCCAUCCACACCUUUUAUAUAGCAGACAAGUGCACUUUAAGCCAGUCAACAGUGAGUUGGAAACUGGAUUAUUUACUAAAGUUUUCGAAGUGAAUUUCUAAUUUAAGGCCAGAAUAGCUCAUUUGGUGAAAUAAGCUAUUUGCACGUUAUCUAUGCUUCCAGUUGGCCUGUAUAGGCCUUAGAUUCUAACUUUAGUAAAUAACUGAUCAACCUUUUAUUUAUAGCAGUUCAAUCUUUAGAGGAAAAAAAACUGUGCGUGUUUUCUCUUACUUGAGAGCACCUGCAUUUUUCUAGGUCAGAGUUUCUUUCCAUCAUCCUGAUCUAAGCUUUACUAUGGUAAACCUAAAGUUUUAUUUUGUACUAUUUAGAAACAAACAUGCCUUUGGUGAUGCCUUAAAAGUAGUAGUUCUAGCACUAGAACUACUUUUUUUUUUUUUUUUGAUCUUGUAAACAAGCACCGGAGGCCAGUGCGAGACAGUGUUCUAGUACAUAUGCUUCAGAAAAACACAUAUGGUCCCUCCAUUUGCUGUAAGUCACAUGGGUAUCAAAGUAAUUGUAUUAUUUUUAAAAAUGUUAGAUCUAAAUGUUUGUAUAAAGAUACUUGGGUGUAAAAAAAGAGCUUUAAUUUUUUGAGGAUUGGAGAAUAAGUUGAAAGUUCAAGUCUGUUAAAUAAUAGUCCUGUUAAAUUCACAUCACACAUUAUAUGUGUGAUGCUAAUCCAGUCUGACUGUAAUGAAUAGCUGAUCAUGGGAAACUGGUGAAGCCCAGACAACACAAUAUACAAUAAUUCUAAGUGUGCUAUGCAGAAAACCACUGUAGAGGUGGAGGGGAGGCUGGUGCACCUGAAUAUGAAUAAAACCAUAAAUUACGAUUUUAAUCUGGCAAACAGACUUACCAUAGGCUUAUUAGUGCAUGAAGAGCCAGAUAAUGACUUCAAAUGCAAGUUGCAUGAUAAAUGAUUUUAAAUAUAUAUUGCCUAUUUAUUACUUCAAAGGUUUUGAUUUGAAGUGGUCAUGCUGGUAGAGGUCAGCUUGAAACACUGCACAUACUGAGACAUUUGUAAUUGUGUGCUGGGGACUGGUUGCACCCUCAGCAAACGUGACAUUGGAAGUCCAGAAUUCUGUGCAUAAAAUAUGUCUGUUAGCGCGCACUGCUUCCUGACAACAGACGUAGCUCUACCCACCCACCCUCUCUGCAUUCCCUUUUGCCUUCUCCGUUCCACAUUUUGUUUAAGAAAAAAAACCUCCCUCGCUUGCCCAGACUGUGCCCAUGAGAUCUGAGUAGGUGAAAUGGUCCAAUCAAAGGCUUUUCUAUUAGAAGCCUGUGAUUGGACCUCUUUCGGCACCAGUGAUGUCAGAGGGUGUGUGGAAAAUCAGCGUUGGUAACUUUGUCUGGGAUAGGAUUCCAGAUGAGUGAAACCAGCAAUAAAUAAGGUUUUAAUUGCAAAUUGAGAGGGGGAGGGCAGCUUCUCCACAGUGCCCAAUAGGGCAUAUUACCUAGGAAAGGUCUCCUCUCUCAAAAGUUAUAUUAAUACUUUAAAACAAAAGCUUUAGCAUUUACAUCCUAAAAUGUCACCUACUAAUACUUUUAUUUACGGAUAUUGAUAUAGUACAUCAAAUUAGACAAGACACUACCAAGCAGUACUUCUCCUCUUGAUAUGUGUCAUAGUCAUGGUACACAGUCACAAUACUAGAAAAAUAGCAUUCAUUGCCACUGGAAGAAAUUUACAGUGGUGUAUUUUGAAUAAGUAGGUAUCCAUAACAUCCACACAUCUUCCACUCCGUUCACGUAAUAUCAUCCAACUGGACUCCGUCAUUAACUAAAAAUGAGUUCAUAUUUAUAGCUUGCAUGCAGGUCUAACCUAACAUUUUAUUUAACAAUGUUUCUUAGUCAGUUUUGUCUUUUUCUUGCUUUUUUAAAACCCAUUUGCUUUAUUUCUUUUUCAUUUGCAAUACCUGCCAAAUAUGAGCAAAUAGAUUAAUUACGGUAUUUUUAUUUUACGUGCAUACCUCUUUAGUUCUAAGUUAUAGUCAUCUCCAGUCUAGGUACAGAUAUAAAUUUGGAAGAGAUGUAUUAUAUUGCAUCCCUAAUCUGUCUAGGCAAAUACAUGUGUUCAGGUCAUUCUCAUCUAUGUGAAUGUUGUUAAAACCAUGUUCCUUAAUUAAUACAAACAGUGAAAAUGGAUUCUCUCCGGAAUCUGGUCAGAUCUUUUUUGGGGUAACUGCUUGCCUCUCACAGGUAUGUAUAUAGAAUGUAACAGAUUGUAAAUGGUGCUGCUACAUAUAUAGUGUGUAUGACUUUCAUUUACUAUUAACUCCUUUACAUUGUAAAGUUAUUUAUACGAGACAUGACACAAAGACAAGGUUAUGUUACAUAAAAUCUUCAUUUUUGUAGGAGCAGUGAAGGUUUCGUUAAGGUUUAUUUUUGUGUUUCAAAAUAAUGAAGAAAUGUCAAAUUUAAUUUUAUUUACUUGAUUCAUGUUUUUGUGUUGUAUUAUUCAAUUUUUAAAAACAUUUUUAUACUUUUCCUUUAAUGUAUAGUUUUGGCAUCCAUUAAUGCAUACAUUUGGACCGAGUGAAUUAUACAAACCAUAAAGGUUAUGUCUGCCAUAAAAAGAGCCAUAUAAAAUAUUGCAGAAGUGCAAGCUAAUCUAAAGUUGGACUGAACAUGAAUUUCAAUUAUGUACCCCCUGUGACUAUGCAUGCAAAUGAGCUGCAUGGUCAGGGGCAAGUUUAUGCAAGAUCACAUCCCUGGUUGGUUGGCUUCUCCAGAUAUAUUAUAAAGGGUACAACGAUAGAAGAUGAAUAGAAGAUGAUCUAAUAAGAAUGAGAAAUUAACCUGCAUGAAAUAGUGACCUUUACCCCCACAAUACAAUUAUAUUUGAAGACUGGCACGCAUUAUAGUAUUUAAAAAGAAAAUGUGGGUGGGGAUUAAAUAUAAUGUGACUAAAUCCACAGAAGAGGGUUCCACAACCCGUUAAAACAUUUCUACAUUCCAUGUAAAGCUGCUGAACUGUUUAAAAUAAGUACUGAGUGCCAGAGGACAUAUUUAAGGGACACUGUAGUGACCAGAAAAACCUCAGCUUAAUUUAAAGUAAACUAUUAUUUUCUCUGGACUUUUUUUUUUUUUCACAAGUUUGCCUUAUGUUUUUUUUCUACAAUUUUUGGCUACAAUUUCCUAUACACUCAGUGGAUUAUACUAGGAUUCCCUGUACAUUGGAUUUAUUUUUUCAUCCCUUUUUUUUUUUUUUUGAGACAUACUCUCUAUUUCUUUGGGUUGAGUUAUUUAUUUAUAUAUCUAUCUCUUAAGGAUUUUUUAUUUUUUUUCUCAUUCAUUCAUUUUUUUUUUUUUAAUGUAAUUAGAAUUAUAUAACCAUAUUCAUUUAUUAUUGGGUGGAUCCACCAGUCUAGUGAUAAAUGCAGGCAACACUCCACUAGUAAGGGUGGUAUAUUUAUUGAUAGGUGAACCACCCCAUAGUAAGUGGGAGGUUUCGGCAGUCACUCUAAGCACCCUGUUUUAAACUGGUGUAUGGGAUAAGAACAAACCACACAGAUCUGAAUGAGUGUUUUCUUAUUUGUGGAGCCUUUUCCUACUUAUUUGGGAGGGACUUUCUCCUGCUGAUUGCCUGUGAAUUGCUGCUGCAAUACAUUCAAAAGUCACGUUUUUAUAUAUAAAUAACUUCCUUCAAAUGCAUUAAAGCCAGUGGUUGUAAUGUUAUGAGUAGCAGAUUGUAGCCCAAAAUUUGGCUAUUUUAAAGAAAAAAAAUAAUCUCCACAAUUUAUACCUUUUUUUUUUUUUUUAAAGAAAUGUAACUUAAACAUCAUAAAACAUUUUCAAUUCUAUUGUUAAUUUUCCAUAAAAGUUUAGUGACUGCAUUGCUAAUUAAGCAGUUUGGUGGCUUGACAGCAGUUCAUAUAUUUUAGCAUAAAUCAUCACUUUUUGUUUUAUUUAUUUUUUAAUUAAAUUUUGCUAUUCUCCUAAAUCACCAAAAAUGUUUUUAUCGAUUUUAAGCCUGAUGGAGGAAGAUAUAUAUGUACAGAUGAUUGUAGUUAUUUUAUAUCUGCUUCUAGCAUGUGUUCAAGUACCGGUAAUAUGUUUGUUCUUAUGUUACAGGUUUCCCCUGAGGAUCGUAAUUCUCUCUGGGCCUUAACUACUUUUCAUGGAGCGGACUGUCAACUUAGUCUCAAUAAAAAAUGUACUCAUUUAAUUGUUCCUGAGCCAAAGGGGGUAAGGAUCAGUUGCAUUUUUUUUUUUUAUUUUAUGUGUGUGGUUUUCUAUUUAAAAAAAAAAAAAAAAAUCCUGUUAAACUAGGCUUAAAAUUACUAUUUGAAAGUUUAAUUUUCCUUAUAUAAUCCUAACAGGUACUCAGCUGAACUUAUUUUAAUUCAUAAACCUGUCCAAACAAUUACCAUGCAUCAGAGUGCAGUUUAAGUGCAGAAACCAUUAUAUUUAAAUGUAUAUAAACCUUGUAUAUGUCAAGACGUCUCUCCCUUCUAACUAUAUUUCUGAAAACUGAAAGUGCUUUUUUUUAUUUUUUUUAUUCCACUCCAAAAGUGCACUGUGUGUGUGUGUGUGUGUGUGUGUGUGUGUGUGUGUUUUCUUAGUUGGUGUGCGCAGAGAGUUUUUACUGAUCCAAAAUCUUGUGUGCACUGAAUGUUUGUGCAAAAGUAAACUUGAAAUUGUUUCUUGGUAAUUUUUGUACAGCACAGCCUCUCUCUCAUGGUUUAUAAAACUACAUUACAGUAUUACUAUGUGAUAAUGUAAUGUUAGUAGUUACACAGCAGUAUUACUGUACUGUCAGCCAUUCAGACAAGCCUCUCUGCUAAUGCCCAUUUUGGUAUGUAAGACAGUCCAUAAAAAGCAAUAGGAAGCAACUGGCAGACUAGGGUACAUCCAAUUAAAAGAGUUUUCCAUCCUGUUGCCUCUAUAUUUUGCCAAAAAAAGCUUCAGCCCCACCUUCAUCACAGUAAAUAGGCAAUUUAAUCCAUAAAAUAAAUUGACCUUUCCUUCAGCCAAAAGAUAACAUUGGUAGCUUGUUGACUGUAUUUGGGCAAGCGUGUUAAUUCCCCAGCUUGUCAGAAAAAGUGAAUGCAGUCCAAUAAAUGGUGAUCUAUACAUACUAAAUGUUUCUUACACAUAGAUCAAAUUCAGAUUACACAAUUAUAGCAAACCGUUUAUGGAGAGAUGUCAGGUCACCAAAGAAUUUGCAAAGUCAGCUCUGCCCAAUAAAUGGUGAUAUUUAUUAAUUAAGCAUUUAAGUUAUGAAUGCUUCUUAAAAACAAAAAUCUUCAUUUGAUGGGAUAUGUCCAAAGCACUCAGGUGAAACCAACAACCCAAUUCAGUGGAUACCAGUAGUAAACAUUAUAUGGAGAAAUGUAACCCAUAGAUUUUUCAAAAGUAGCUUUUUGCCUAUUAAUGCUUUUUUAACACACACGCAAUCUCACUGAUUUGAAACACUCAUUGACCGACUUACACAUGUACACAUUCUUGCGUACACACACACAUUCCAUUUAUUUAUUUUAGGCCCAUCCAGCCUUCAUACCUUUAGGACAGUUGGUGUAGUUGCUCUCACUGGGGUCCAGUUGGGAUUGUCUGCCUGGGAUUUAGUGCGGAAUGGAUCUUCCAUUUCCUCUCUGCUCCCUCAUGUACCCCAUAAGUUAUGUCAGGGCCACAGUCACCUCAUAUUCCGUCUCCUGACAUCACUGCACAGGGCGCGCAAGGGAGCAAAGAGGAACUGGAAACAUGUCAUCACUGAUCCCUCGCCACCCCUGCUGGAUGCCUUUUCUCUAUCUCCUGCUUCUUUCUGGGCCCCCUGUUACAGCCAUUGAACCGCUUCUCACGGGACGCACAAUCUUUUGGCGGAUGCUGCAAGGUGCUGUACACAGAUCGAAACCUCUGUGCGCUCCAUCGAGAAAUUGUGUACACGUGCUCGGAGGGAACAGUGCUUAUAAGCCAUCUUAAAUGUGCAGUGUUGGGAAGAAAAGGCCUGUGCUACUUAGGACAUGGUUGAGCAAGAAUAACCUUCACUGUGGAAGUCACUUACAUUAUUAAGUUGAGUACAGUGAGUAUGACAUGUUAGAAGGCAUUUCUUAUAUCGGAUUUUAACAUUAAUAAAUCAAUUAUUGCAAUUACAUGUUGCACAUCUUAAUUUUGUAAGUUAUAUGAGUGAUGUCACGGUUUUCCCUAUGUUGAGUUUUCGCAUAUGUACAUUGGUAGGGGCCUAAUAGGCUCGUAUCAGCCGUGGUGUUUUCGUUUAUCGUGACAAGCCCCAUAUAUUUAAAUAUAAAGGCCCUUGCUUCUUCUAUGUGUGCUGGGGCAUAAGGCUCCGUACCUUCUCUUUUGUAUUGUUAUCAGUGAUGGUCUAUACAGCUCUUCUUGUUCUGAUUGUGUAGUUGACAUGCUUUUUGAACAUAUAGGUUUGUGUUUUUCUUCAGUGGAAAGGUGCAAGCUCUGUCUAGCUAAUUUUCCACCUGGUGUCCUAAUAAAAUGUUCACUUUUAAUAGUUUUCAUAUUUUCUUUUUCUUUUAGCCUAACUGGCCUAGUCUCCUGCUGGCAAUGUAUCCACUACUAACCCUAGACAUGCCUUAUGAUAAAAAAAUAUAAAAUGCUUAUUUCUUUGUUAAGGAAAUACGUUAAAGUGAAACUUUAAUUAUAGUCACCUUACAAACGACUGUCUGUAUUUUGAGUAGCAUAGUCAUAGACUUGUUCCCUGAUCCAACUCUGGUCAAUAUUGUAGACUUUUUUUAUUAUUUUUUUGGUGACCUCGAGCACAUGCCUAUUCCAUCUUGGCAGUUAUGUUGCUAUCCAGUACUGGAGCAGGAUUUUAGUCAGUGGUGCGGUAGAAUCUUUUUUUUUUUUUUUUUUUUCUUCUUCUAGUGAAUUGAGGUUCUUAGAAGGGUUAAUCUUUAAUGUCUAACUUCUGGUUAGUGUUUGCUUUUUCUAUUUAGUAUUCUAACAUUGUCCAAAAUAACUCAAGCUUGAUCUAAAAGUUGUCUCAUUGCUUCUGAAUUAUAAAUUUUUGUUUUUCUUUGCUCUUCUUGAUGCUAGAUAUGUUUACUGUGGUAUUAAGUUGAUGUUAUUUCCCCCUGCUCCCUCCUCCCCCACCAUUUGAGCAUUUGUUUUUCUGUACUGAUCAUGAACUGUAUUUUCUAGUUUGCGCUCAAAAAAUAGUGAGCUUGGAUAAUCUUAGAGACAGUAACGAUUAAGCUUAAAGGAACACUCCAGGAUUAUAUUUUGAUAUAUAGUACAUUUUAUUUAUAGUGCCCCACUCCACCCCUCUCCCCAUUCUUGAUAAGUAUCAAGCUUUUCUCUGCUCUUAGCGCUCUCAUAUUCUCUGUUUUUGUUGCAUGUCUGCAGUUUACCCUGAUGGAUUGUAAGCAAAUUAUGUUGGCAACUGAAGUGAAACUCUUCUUAAAUUCUGCUAAUUGCCAAAGAUCAGUAUUCCCCUAUUUAUGUAUAACUAAGAAACAAAGUUACUGUUAAAUAAAAAAAAAAGGGGGGGGGUGGGGGGUCUAGAGGAAAAAAACAAACUUCAAAAUGAGAGCACUGCUUAUAGUUCACGUAAAAAAACCCAUAUAUGGAUAAACAUAAAGUACACAUUUCUAAAUACAUAUACAUUUUGGAAUGACUAUUUUUACAAUAAUUUACUUAUAUUAAAUUUAAAGGCACAGUAUAGGGUCAAAAACCCAAACCUGCAUGUCUGACCCUAUAGUGUUAAAACCCACAAUUUGUCCCAUCUGGCUCCCCUUUGCGCUCAUAAAUAUGGCAAAAGUUUACCUUUAUUCCAGUCUGCAGGUGCUGACUCUACCCCUGAUCUACUUCCUUGGCUGACGUCAUCAGAAUUGAUGACCACAGCCAAUCACAAUGCUUUCUUAUAGAACAGAGGCGGGCUAGAGGUCAGAGUAAAAUGCCGUCCUGGCCAAUCAGCAUCUCCUCAUAGAAAUUCAAUAAAUCAAUGCAUUUCUAUGUGUAAAGUUCAGUGUCUCCAUGCAGAGGGUGGAGACACUGAAUGUGAAUGCUGCACACUGUGCACCACCUCCCCAGGAAGCACAUCUAGUAGCCAUCUGAGGAGUGGCCACUGGAGGUGUCCAUAGGAUUUUAGAUAACCAUUGUCUUUUCUCUGAAAAGGCUGUGUUUACAUUGAAAAGCUAGUAGGGACUGACUAUAAUUACCAGAACAAGUGCAAUAAGCUGUAGAUGUUCUAGUGACUAUAGUAUUAGUUUUUAGAAAACCUGCAGGAGAUGAAAAAGUAGCUGUUCGAUUACUUGCUUUUUUUUGCUGCAUUCAAAACCCCAGGCAGCCAAUCAGAUAUGGUUUUUAUUUAAAAUUGUUGGAUAAUUGUCACCAAUCACUCAUUUUAUUAAACUGUUUGUUUUUUAAAAAUAGACUUGCACUAGUAAAAUGCAUAACCAGUAAGUUCCAUAACCUUUAGGUAUACAUAUGUCUUUUGUUAGAGAUUGCACACUCAUACAAGUCUAUGUUAAAGGAACUUGCCAUUGGGAAAAAAUAAGCACUAUUUAAUAGUUAUACCCAAAAUGAAGACACACAUGCUUUUAAUUCUACAUUUUUCCUUUGGGGUAUAUAUAGAUACAGAUUGUCUGUCUGCAGCCACGGCAGUCCCUCUCCUUCUCUCCUCUUUCCCCAGCCCUUUAAUAAGCCAAUCAUGCUUCUCGUUGACAAGUCUCUGUACUGGAGUUACAAGUAUGCACGCAAAUGUGGCUUUCCAAUGCUUCUCAAUAAACUCAAGAGAAGGGGGGAAGUCAGCAACUCACCAGCCAGGGUGCCUGCCAAUUCUGUUAGUACAGUGAAGCUAACAUCUGUCUGCCUGACAGCUAGGGAGGUGUUUAUGCCCCCAGUUACAAAAGUGCUGAUUUCUAUGGAAACUGGCACUUUAUAUAAACUGUCACAAAUAUGACAGACUCCUGACUUUUGAAGUAUUUCAACAAGCUAAAGUGCUUUAUGUGCACUCUACAAGCUAAAGUUUCAUUAAAAAACACGAAUCAUGCUUUUUUCACAAGUUAAUAAUGUCACCCUGAAAGUUAUGUAAUGCAUGUUGCUUACACAUUUGCACAGCAGCUAUAAGAGUUCUAAUGGAAAGCUAUGGACAACUGUGCUAUUGUAGCAAGUAGAGAAUGCUAAAAAAACGGGAAGGAAGGAAGGACAGAAGAGGUUGGGAUAAGGUGUAUUUCAAUUAUUUUUCUAUACAGAUUAAUGCUAAUUUUAAAUAAAUUGUUAUUUAUAUAAGCACACCCUGCCUUGUCAUGUAGUGUCACUUUAAAGUGUUGCUAUUCAUUUAAUGUCCCUUUAAAGCAAUACAUUCAGAAUUUGUGUUGGGAAUAUAGUGGCCAAUUGUUGAUGUGUUUCCUGUUUUAUUACUACCAUUUUAAAUGUAUGCUGUUAUGUUUUUAACUUGAUGUGCUAGUGAUUUCUUCUCCUCAUGUAAAAUUGAAGAAAGUUACAUGUUGUUAGGCCUUCUAAAAUGUUUUAUUCAGUGUUAGAAAUAUGAUGCACUCUAAUAAAUGUCUUUGCUUGUUUUUUAGAGUAAGUAUGAAUAUGCUUAUCAACGAGAAAGCAUAAAAAUUGUUACUCCGGACUGGGUCUUGGACUCUAUAUCUGACAAAGCAAAAAAAGAUGAAGCUCCGUACCACCCUCGUCUAAUAGUCUAUGAAGAGGAGGAGGAUGAAGAUGCAUUAAAUGAAGACCAAGACUCUCAAAAUGCUAGUGGAGAAGAGGAUAGAUAUUCAUCUAAAUCCAGCCCAGUUAGUUCACGUGAAGGUUCUCCAGUAAGCAAUGUAGAGUUUUCUCCAAAACGCAGUUCCAAAGACAAAACAAAAGGUGAACUGAUGUUUGAUGAUUCCUCUGACUCCUCCCCUGAAAAACCAGAAAGAAAUUUAAACUGGACGCCUGCAGAGGUUCCACAGGUGAAUGCUGCCAAGCGAAGACUUCCGCAGGGCAAGGAUUCUGGACUGAUUAAUUUGUGUGCAAAUGUUCCACCUGUGCCAGGAAAUAUAUUGCCUCCUGAUGGCCGCAGCAACUUACUGUCUUCGGUCCCUGGAACGCCAGCUCCGGAAAGGCCUGAUAUAAUGUCUUUUCGUAGUCCUGCAGUGAGGACACUUAGGAAUAUCACUAAUAAUGCAGACAUACAGCAAAUUAAUCGACCGUCAAAUGUAGCACAGGUAAACUUUUGUUUGUGUUUAUGUAUUCAAUCCGCCAAAUGUCUAUUUUGUUUUAUAAAAUUGCUUUGGUUCUAAAUUCUCUGGUUACAGUACAUGUACAUAUCUUAGACCUGCAGUUUUUAGGUUUUGUUCAGCCUUGGAGCAAUAAUGCAGAAGUGUACAUUUUGUAGUUUGAUAGGAGCUGAAUAGGGCUAGACUCUGCAUGCUGGAAAGGCCCUUUCCAUACCGUUACUGAAAGGUUUGACAAAGAGCCAGUGAAAGGCUACCAGAGACUACACAGAGAAACACCUCACUGAUUUGUAGUGGUUAUGUUGCCUUGAGUGCCCUUUUAGGAUGGGAUAUAAUAAAUCCUUAGUAUUGAGAGACAACUCUCUUGCUUUGUUUUGCUUUUAGAAUCCAAUAUUAUUAUAUAUCUGUAUUAGGAUUAUCAGGAAUGUGUACUGUUUGCUUUGUCAUGUUUGUUACACCUCAGAGGGUAGUGUAUGGAGUGAGAAAAUCUAAUUGUUUGGUGUAAUAACAAUAUGCAGUAUAUACAUUUUGUAUAGGAAAGCAUCAUGGACUGUAGAAAAACACAGAAUUACUAAAUACAUAGGGGAUGGGACAAAGACUUUGGGAAACUGAGGGGAAAAAAAUAAGUGUUGGUUGAUAUGCUUCUGUAAAGUAGUAUGGUUUUAUUUCUUUUUGGAAUUUCUUGAAAGACUGGACUGUAGCGCAUGGAUGGUUUUGUGUAAAAGACAUAUUAUAGGCAAUACUCAGGGUUUUGAAAGCAAGUAGAUGACCGAUUCUGUCUGUUGGGGUGUACUUGUUGAUUGGUGGUGAUCUGGAGUGGAGCACAAUAAUGGAAAAUGUUUGUACUUAUUAUGAUGUUUUAUUUAAAAUCUUCGAUUCUGUUUUGUUUUAGAUUUUGCAAACCUUGUCGGCUUCUACCAAAGGUUUAGAGCACCAAGUUAAUCACCCACAGCAAGGGCAUCCAAAUUCUGUGUUGUUCAGCCAAGUGAAGUCCUUAACGCCAGAGAAUCAACAAUUGUUGCAACAGUCCCAUCAAAAUCAACAACAACAACAGCACCAUCCUCUAGUGCAACUCCAACCUCAACAACUUCUACAACUGCAACAGCAACAACAGCAGCAGCAAAUGAAUCAACAGGCUUUCCCUCAGCAUCAGUUUCCACAAGCUAACCAACAACACCAUUUCACACAACUGCAGUUUUCUCAGCAGCAGUUACUUCGUCCACAGCAACAAACAAUUCAACACUUCCAGCAACAGCAUGCACUACAGCAACAACUUCAUCAAUUACAGCAGCAGCAUUUGCAACAGCAACAGCAGCAGCAACAGCAGCAGACCUUGCAGCAGAAUCUACAACAUCAAACACUUCAGCAGCAGAACCUUCAACAAAUCCUUCAACAUCAGCAAAAUCUUCAGCAAACUCCACAGCAGCAACAGACACUUCAGCCGCCUAUUCAGCAGCAACAGACACUUCAGCAGAAUAUGCAGCAACAAGCUCUGCAUUCAACAAUUCAGCAGCAGCAAGCCUUACAGACAACCAUUCAACAACAGCAACAACAACAAAAUCUUCAGCCUGGAAUCCAGCAGCAGAAUCUUCAGCAAAGUAUACAACAGAUUCAGCAACAACAGAACAUACAGCAGAUGCAACAUUUGACGCUUCAGCAAAAGCAGCAAAUUCAGCAGCAUUCUCUACAGCAGCAGCAAAUUCAACCACAUACUCUGCAGCAGCAGCAGCAAGUCCAGACACAUGCCUUACAGCAGCAGCCGCCGCAGCCGCAGCAAAUACAAACUCAGACCUUACAACAACAGCAACUUCAAGUGCAGACUUUGCAGCAGCUCCAGCCCCAAACUUUGCAACAGCAUCAGAUUCAGACCCAAACACUUCAACAGCAACAUCAGAUUCAGGGGCCGACUCUACAGCAGCCACCGCAUACAAUUCUGUCCCAGAGCCUUCCUCAGCAGCAUCACAUACAACCUCAAAAUCAGCAGCAGCAGCAACAUCAAAUACAAGCACAACUGCAACAGACUCAUCAAAUACAGUCACAGAAUCUUCAGCAUCAGAUCCAGGCACAGGCUCAUCAGCAGCAUCAAAUUCCACCUCAGAUGUUGCAGCAGCAUCAACUUCAGCAGCAGAGUCUCCAGCUACAGCAACAGCAAAUAAAACAUCAGACACUUCAGCAACAGCAAAUGCAGCAACAGCAAAUGCAGCAGCAGCAAAUUCAGCAACAGCAGCAACAGCAAAUUCAGCAGCAACAACAACAGCAAAUUCAGCAGCAGCAGAUCCAACAACCUCAAAUUCAGCAGCAACAAACACUGCAGGCCCCGCAGAUUCAACAGGUGUCAAUCCAGCACCAACAGAUACAGCAGGUUCAACAGCAGAAGCCUAACUUGCAGCAGCUGCAACAGCAGCUUCAACAGCAGCAACUACAGCGCUUACAGCAGCAACGCCAACUGCAAAAUCAGACCCAGCAGCAGCAGCUGAAUCAGAUGUCUCAGCAGUUGCACAAUCAGAUUAUCAAUCAUCAAACACCGCAAUCACAUCAGCUGCAUGGGCAUGAUCCAUCCAUAGAAAGUGAGUUAAAUAUUUAGAGUAUAUAACUGGAAAAUGAUUGCUUUAAAGAAACACUCCACGCACAGUGACCACUAUAGCCUGCUCUAGUAGUUAUGGUGCCUAAAGUGCCUUGGUUUCUGUCCCAUGGUAAAUCAAGUGGUUUAGUACUGUUUGACAACGUACCUGAGUCUUGCCAGGUGCCCGCUGCUGCAUUGCCUGCAUCCAGUUUUCUCUAAAGAGCAAAGCUGGUCCAUGCAGAACUGUCUCAGCCAAUAAGCAGCAAGCUACAGCCGUUAUGGUGCUUCAAGCUUUUAACCCAUUAUUUUGAUAUAUGCAUCUGCAUAUAUCAAAAAAAGAUUUAAAAGGCUUUACAAGAUACAGCAUUUUAAACAAUUAUUAUGCUAUAUGCAGAUGCAUUUAUCAGUGCUUGUUAAUACGUAAAGGGACACUAUAGUCACCAGAUCAACUACAGCUUAUUGUAUUUGUUCUGGUGAGUAUAAUCCAUCCCUUCAAGGUUUUUGCAUUAAACAGUAUCUUUUCAGAGAAAAUGCAGUGUUUACAUUACAGCCUAGGGAUACCUCCACUGGCCACUCCUCGGAGAGGAGAUGCUUUCUUGGGCAGUGCUGCACAGUGUGACUGCCAUUCAAUGACUCCUCCUUCUGCAUGGAGACACUGAACUUUCCUCAUAGACACAUUUCUAUGAGGAGAUGCUGAUUGGCCAGGGCUGUGUUUGGCUUGUGCUGGUUCUACCCCUGAUCUGCCUUCUUGACAAGCUCAGCCAUGUCAAGAAAACAUUGUGAUUGGCCCAGAUCACCACUUCUGAUUAUGUCAGACAAGCAGGCAGGUCAGGGGCAGAGUCAGUAGCAACAGAUUGGAUUAAGGGUAAGAUUAUACUAUAUUUAGGGGACCAGAGGGGGAUAGAUGGGGGUUUUAACUCUAGAGGGUCAGGAAUACAUGGUUGUGUUCCUGACACUAUAGUGUUCCUUCAAGCUCUACUAAUCAUCCCUUUAGCAAGAGCAUCCCACAAUCCCAUAAGUGUGCCUGUCUUAAUUAAUGGUGGUAUCUUAACAUUGUGCACAGCGGACACCUGGAUGUAAGCUUAAAGGAACCUGUAUUCCUGCCACUAUUGUCCUGAAUUGACUGUUAAGGUGACCUAUUGGGCUGGGAUAGAUUCUUAAUAGUUGGAUAGAUAAAAGGAUUCUGUUACUAAUGCUGCAUGUCUCACUGGAUUCUGGCUCUCUUUGUUUUUGUUUUUUUGUAAUGUAAUCGAUAUCCGUCUUUUUACAAGUGUUCAAAUAUGUUCUUAUAUCCCACAUCAUUUCUGUUUUAUAGUUCCUGAAGACUAUUUUUUGUUGGGAUGUGUGUUUGCAAUUGCUGACUAUCCUGAACAGAUGUCUGAUAAACAACUACUUGCAACCUGGAAAAGGGUAAGACUUCUCUAAGUUAGCUGUGAUUUCAUUGACUACUUAGACUUAAAUUUCAACAUUCACAUUUCAAUUCCGUUUGUAACCCUGGUGAUUGUUUCUCUUUAUCUAUCAUUUAGUGGUGUUCAUGUUUCUCAUGAGAGAAUCCUUAUAUUCACAUGUACAGGAACAAGAGCUGCAAAACAUGGCAUUUGACAUUCUGAAAAUGCAUUCUAUAAUGUUUGCAAAUACAUGUUGUUAAAACAUUCCACACACUGAUAUCUGUAAAUGUAAUGUCCAUCAAGCAUGUGACACAGUUCACCUUUGUAUUCUUCAUUCUAUAUCUAUGGCAUUUAAGUCUCAUUCUCUAAGUUCUAAAGAGAAAGGAAACAGGCAUUAAGUACAUUUAUAUAUGAACAUUGUAGAACACCAGGAGAGAUUCAGUUGGCAUAUUUCAUAUUCCGUAAUGUAACACUUUGCACUGGAGAAUUACAUUACACCAUUAAAUUGAGCUCUGUUCGAAAUGUCAUUUGUGUAUGUAUAUAUAAAAUAUAUUCUCUCUCUUUCAAGAUAAUUCAAACUCAUGGUGGCACAGUUGACCCUACCCUUACAAAUCGCUGUACUCAUCUGCUGUGUGAAAGCCAAGUUAGCAGCAUGUAUGCCCAGGUGGGUGGAAUGUCUACACUUCAUUUUGCAUGUUGUUCCUAAAAUAAAAACCUUAUUACAGCACACAGUAAGCUGUUACACUGUAUCUAGUUUUGUAAGAUACUUUAGCAGCCCCAAUAAAGAAAAUGUUCAAAAAAUGAAUCCCCCCUUUUCCUUACUCGGAUUUGUGUGCAGAGUCGCCUUACAAACAAGCACCAAUGAGAUUUUACCACCCUGUUUUUAUGCAUUGUUUAGACAACGCAUCAAAUGAAGAGAAUAAUGGACUUCUGUGCAACACUUGUUGUGAUUUCUGGUUGGUGGUUCACAUACUUUAACCUCCUCUUGUAUUUAUGCAUUGAUAUGUGUUGUCUUCUUAUUCUGCUUAUCGAAUAUUGGGAAUUCUGUACAUCCCUGCAGUCACGAAAUGAGUGGGGCUCUCAAUUGUAAAAUACUUGAACAGGUUGUUAUAAGGUUCUAGCCAGUGCUUAGUUCCUUAGGUGUUACAGAAUUUCACAUAUAAGUGCUUCUCCUAUACACCAGUAUAUGUAAAGACACUUGUUCAAACCGCAUAUGUUUGCUUUGACAUAUUGUUUUAUAUAUUGAGCUUGGAAGAAUGAGAUGAAAUCGAGCUAUGGUGAAUUUAUUGUUUAGCUUUUGUUUCUUCCUUUUCCUUUAUGGUGGUGUCAGGUCCAUGUUGUUCUGCGGCUGUGAGCUAACUUAAACUCCAUAUUCUUACUCCCAUUCAGCCUUAAGGGUUUGUAUCUUAUUGAAUUAAAAAUAAAGUGGGAUUUUUAGAUUGUGUUCCAAGUCUUAUCCAAUUAAAAUUUCUGUUCAUCCACUUAUUUAACAUGACAUAACAUGUAUAUUUCUGGUUCACAGGCUAUGAAAGAAAGGAAGCGCUGUAUAACUGCUCACUGGCUGAAUUCUGUUUUAAAAAAGAAGAAAAUGAUCCCUCCCCAUCGAGCUCUGCAUUUUCCUGUAGCAUUCCCACCAGGAGGGAAGCCCUGUUCUCAGCAUGUAAGGAGGUUUGAUUUUGGGCUACAGUUAUUUUUUAAAAUGUCAGCAGCCAUUAACAGAAAUAGUUUUUUAUUAAAGAUGUAUUCUUCGUUCUAGGGAAUUAUUCAUGUAAAACAAAUAAUUUAAUACUUAAUGUUGUGUGGCUAAGUUUUUUUUUUUAUUUUUUAUUUUUUUUUAUUUUUUUUUAUCUCUUCCCCAGCAAUUAUUGCAGUUAGAGUUUUCUGUUCAGGGAAUAUAAUUACCAGCGUCACCCGACCAACUAUUCUUGAUUUCCUACUUGCAUGUUAUUUUUUAGUUAUCUCUAUAUUUUUUUGCGCAUUUUAUAAUAAGUACAGGAAAUAACAAGGGGAGCUAAAUGACUGUCAAAUCGAAUAAAUGCUAUAGUGGCUGUGUGUAAACUAGUCUGUAUAAAUCCAUUUUGGUUAUAAUUUUUUAUUUUUUUUUCAUAUUCUGCAGCAUUAGAUGUUGCUUCCCUCGGCACCAGUUUAUGUACACUGGUGGUUAUUGUUUCAGUUAUAUUUCUGUGGGUUUUUUUUUUUCUUUUUUCUUGAGAAAAUGUUUCUAGCAGUUUUUAUUUAUGUAUUGUUGACACAAUCAUGCGAUUGGAGUAGAAAAAUAUCUGUUCUUGUCUUCUAAGAUCAUUUCAGUGACUGGGUUUGUUGACAGUGACCGAGAUGACCUGAAGUUAAUGGCCUACUUGGCAGGCUCAAAGUAUACUGGAUAUCUGUGCCGCAGUAACACUGUUCUCAUCUGUAAGGAGUAAGUGAUGGAUUUUUGUCUUCUCUAUGAUCUCUUUUACCUGGAGGCCUUCAUACAGAAAGCACUCUUGAUAAAAUAUGCUUUCAUACUAGUCUCUUAAGGGAGUUCUGACAUGAAAAGUUAGAGGUAGAUGUUGUGUAGCACAGAACUGAGUAGUAGUUUAGUGUUGGAAACAAAAGCUUGCGUUUUGUGAGUAUUCUACUUCUUUUCCAAUUACCUGAUAAAUGUGUGUGUGUUUGUUCUCAGGUAAAACUAUUUACUAUGGAUUUUCUUCCACUUACCAAGUACUCAGAGGUCUGUUUGUUAAUGAGGAACCGCUAUAUUUCUAAAGAGAUAAUGUUUUAAAAGCAGAAUAAAAUGUAAAAAGAAAUAAAAUAAUCAUUACAAACGUUGACAUGUCAAGGUUGUUAUCUAACUUUCCUACUGGGAGACAUUUGAAGUUUGAUCAGGAUUCUGGGUUUAGCACUGCAUAUUUCCCUCCCAUUCAUGUAUGUACUGGAUUGAUUUUAGUUUUACGUUGCAUAAUACGUUGCAAAGUAAAAAUAAACGUUUAUCUUCACUCUAGUCUUUACCUAAUCCUUUUAAAGGAUGCGUCAAUAAAUGGAAAUAAUAUAGUAAAUGUACUUUCUUAUUAUAGACAAAGUUUCAUUUUUGUCCAAAGUUUAUGUUGUAAAUUUUUCUUCCAUGUAUGAAUCAAACUUUCUAAUGGCUUAUAUAGACUAUAGAUUAAAAAAAUUAUUGUGUAAAUUAUCUGCUUCUUCUAGACUUAAAAGAGGCUACACCAAUAAUUCUGGUCUGUGUAUUGUUUCCUUAUAUCAUAAACAAAAUAAUAUCAGGAAGUAUUACUUUACUGAGAGGGUAGUGGAUGCAUGGAAUAGCCUUCCAGCUGAAGUGGUAGUGGUUAACACAGUAAAGGAGUUUAAACAUGUGUGGGAUAGGCAUAUGGCUAUCCUAACUAUAAGAUAAGGCCAGGUACUAAUGAAAGUACUUAGAAAAUUGGGCAGAAUAGAUGGGCCGAAUGGUUCUUAUUUGCCGUCACAUUCUAUGUUUCUAUAUGUUUCUGUUACAUAAACUGGUGUUUCUGGUAUAAAUAGUUAAGGCAUCCACAGCCACAUUUUCUCUCAUCAGAUCUGGUAGAGCUGCUGUUCUUCUCAUCAGAUCUGAGUGUAAUUUCUCAUUAAGCCAAUAAAGCAGAUUUUUCUCUUCUAAAAGGUCAACAUGAGUUGAGUGCUAUAACAGUUUAAUCCUGAUUUGUUGAUAUUACACUCACAUCUUCAGGCAGAUUUUUUCAAAGUGAUCAGGUCAACCCCUUAAGGACUGAGCCAAUGUACAAGUUGUGAUCAAAUCAAAACUUAAACAAAACCUUGAAUUUGUGCUAUAUAUCUGUUCAGGCGUAAUUCACCUCGUUCAAAUUAUGUGUACCCACACUUAUCAUAUAUCAUUUUGUUCAGGAGAAACAGGGUUUUCAUGUCACUUCGCAUAACUUUAAUAUGAAUAAUAUAUAAAAUUCAGGCAGACCCCAGGAUCGCGACUGCCGUCGGGGGGACGGCAGGGACACGCUAAGUACAAAGGGCGGCGGGACGUUCUAUGCUGCCUGUCGGCAUUUAGGACCACCCCAAAAAGGACAGCAUAGAAUGCCUGCUGUCCUUAAGGGGUUAAAUGUAGGAGUGGGUGGGAGGUAACUAGACUGUAAGCUCGUUUGAGCAGGGCCCCCAUCUACCUAUUGUUUCUGUGUCACUGUGUAAUUGUCUCAUUUAUUGUAAAUUUCCCCCUUUCAUAAUAUUGUAAAGCGCUGCAGAAUUAGUUGGCGCUAUAUAAAUGCCAAUAAUAAUAAAAAGUGUUCCUGCAGCCUUGCUGGGAGAAACCCUACGUAGAAUUUAGUGAGACUGAAAAGGAAAUAAAUCAGAAAUCCCAUAUAUUCUGUGAGAAUAAAAGACACUUAUCUCCACUUUAAAUCAAAGCUAUUUCAUGCCGUCCUCACAAUCUGUGAAUUAAAUGCCUUUGCCAAUGUAAAAUAGCAUCCCUGAGAGGAAGCUAAAUAAGCUCCUAAUGUGCUUAAAAGAUAGAUAUUUCAUCUGUGCGUGGAGACAUGUGAUCUUUUAGAAAUCGAUGCUUUCUACAUCGAUUAAUAUAUUGUCACUUUGUUAUUCAAUUGAAUUUAUGCAUCAACGUAAAAAUGUAAGCUGUAUCCUGAUUGGGGUAAAAACACAAAGAAUCCGGUGAGAAAUAUAAUUUGACUUCAUAUUCUUGUCACAGGCAUGAAACUACAUACUGGCGUAUAAACCUCUAGUAGACCUCUGUGCUGCAAUAUUUCUACAAAUACAUAGUAUUUUAUACUCCUCUAAAACUUGUUUCAGCAGUAAUAUCGUUUAAAGAGGUUAUGCAUUUUUGAUGCAUUCCAUUCAGAGUAAAAGAAAGGUGUAAAAACUUUCUCCUUAACACAUUAAAGGACCACUAUAGGCACCCAGACUACUUCAGCUUAAUGAAGUGGUCUGGGUGCCAGGUCCAGCUAGGAUUAACCCUUUUUUCUAUAAACAUAGCUGUUUCAGAGAAACUGCUAUGUUUAUAAAUGGGUUAAUCCAGCCCCUAGUGGCUGUCUCAUUGACAGCUGCUAGAGGGUUUCCGCGCUUCUCACUGUGAUUUUCACAGUGAGAAGACGCCAGCGUCCAUAGGAAAGCAUUUGUGAUUGCUUUCCCAUGGACUGGCUGAAUGCGCGCACAGCUCCUGCCACGCAUGCGCAUUCAGCCGAAGAGGAGGCGGAGCAGGAGAGCUCCCCGUCCGGCGCUGGAGAAAGAGGUAAGUUUAACCCCUUCCUCACCCUAGAGCCCGGCGUGAGGGGGACCCUAAGGGUGGGGGCACCCUCAGGGCACUACAGUGCCAGGAAAACGAGUGUUUUUUCCUGGCACUAUAGUGGUCCUUUAAGGUUGGGAGUGAGGCUUGAAUUAUAAGCAGUCAUAAGGGUCCAUUUCAGAAAUGUUAUGAGUAUUUUCUAAAGUUGUCUCUUUCUUUUAACAGAAAUGCAACUUUUUGUAAGUAAUUUCACUUGACAGUCAUUGCCUUUGUUAGUCACCUGUGUAAAUUCUCAUUAUUUUUUUUUAUUUUUUUUUUUAUUCAGACCUGGUGGUUUAAAAUAUGAGAAAGCUAAGGAAUGGAGGAUACCUUGUGUCAACGCACUUUGGCUUUGUGAUAUUCUUCUCGGGAAUUUUGAGGCUUUGCGUCAGAUACAGCACAGCCGGUACACAGUAUUUAAUCUUCAAGACCCACUGGCGCCUUCAUCUCAUCUUGUUUCAAACCUUCUCGGUAAGUUCUCUGCAUUUUUUUAAUUAUAUUUUGCAGAGUUUUCUGUCAUAAAAAGACUUUGGAAAUUGCUAUUUAAAUAGCAUCUCUUGGGUAAAAGUGGUGCCAUCAUCAUACAUUCCAUUCCACUGUUAACACCAUGUUCCACAAUUAUUCGUUUUGAUGUGACACUGUUUCUAACUUGGUCUGUGCCAGCUUAAGUAAAGAUGUCCUUUUGUAGGGGUGGAAUUGCAUCCUUUUUUUCCUACCUUUGCUCAAAGUGGCUUACUAGCACAGCCUUGUGCUUCUCAGAGCAAAAGGUAUGUAGUAUUUGCUUUGUACUUAUGACAGAUGUUAGCCAAACUACAAGUUGCUUUCUAAUGAUGUAAACGGCUGCUUGUAAAAACAUUGUUGGUUGGGAGGAACCUUUAGGGGACUGUGACGUAUGUCGGCUACAGUAACGUGCAGUUAGGGGGUAAUUUAGAAUGGAUAAGAUGAGCAGAAGUCAUGGUUAAGAUGUGAAGGAAUGCUUCAAACAGUGAUAGAAAAUUUUAUAGCUUUUGCUCUAAAUAAAUACUUUUCUUUUUUAGCUUUCUCAGUUGUGUAUCUUUUUGCAAAUAAAGUUUUUUUGCGUCAUUCUGCAUCUGCAUUUUUUUAUUUUGUAUCUGCUUUAACUUUGUUUUUGUUUUUUUGUUUUUGUUUUUUUACGUAAAGAUGCUUGGAGAAUUCCAUUAAAGGUGUCAUCAGAACUCCUUAUGGUAUGUACUUUAAUGAUGUUAUUCUUAUCUAUAAGCUUAAACGAAUGUUACUCUUUAUACGGUUGAUUCACCUACACUGCUCUAACUUUUCAACGUCUAUGGGUUAGAUCAUCUUUUUAUAAAUGUACAUCUUCAACCUAGUUUACUUUUAUUUGUUUCUACAUUUAUGUUGUGAUGAGAGGAAAAAAAAUUGAGAGAGGGCUGCAGUUGUCCUGAAAGAACAGCUCUGCUUGUGGGCAUGGUUCUUCCCUCUUCGAGCGGUGGAAUACAUGCUGGUUGCCUGUGUUCCACACUUGUAUAACUUCCGUCCAGGUGCCAGAAGGGUGUGGGAGUGCGAAGGCGCACUGCUGUGAGGUCCUUAACGUGAACUGCACGUACCAGUUAUGAUGCGUUCCACCUAGAGGUUGCAGUGCACUACUUUGGCACCAAUUUCAUUCAAGAAGGACAUGGUGGAGGCAGGCCCUGACUCCCAGGGUGGCCGAAUGUGUUUCUGAGCGCAAAAAUAAAGUUAAAAUCGUAUAUAAGCUUACUGGAAACAGACUGGUGAACUUACCGCAAAAAACUCCAGAAGAUCUUCAAAUUUCAGGGCUCUCUUAAAUUUCAAACGUCUUCUUCUCCAUCAUGUGCAGGUUCACUCAGACAAUGUAACUGCAGUGUCCUACAUCGACAGGCAGGAAAUAACACAUUACACUUCUCUAGAGAAGAACCUUUGCUCAAAUAUCAUAAUAUGGAUAGAAUUUCAUCCUCAUUCUUUUACAGCAGUCCACAUCAAAGGGAAGAGCAACUGUCUAGCUGAUUGAUGCUCUAGGCCAAAAUCAUCUAAAGCGGGGAGAUUAGUUGCUUUCAUCUCAGACAUUUCUGCUAGCAGUUAAUCUAUUUGGAGAAGCACAAAUAGACCUCAAAUCUAGUUGCACCUUGCCUCCUGAGAUUUCUACAAAUGGGAUUUGGUAUAAGUUUAUGACCUGCUACUCUCUGUGUUAAAGUCUGUGCAAUCAGUUUUUAUUCCAUCAUCGAUUUGGUGUCGGAUCCCUUGGUGGACAGAUUCUUCAGAGCAGUUAUCAACUUGCUUCCUACUAUCUGUGAACUCUUCUCCUUGGGAUCUUAAUUUAGUUCAAUCAGCCCUCUGCGAACCUCCAUUUAAAUAAUUACAGGAUUGCCAUUGAAAGAUUUUAACCAGGAAAACAGUGUUCCUGAUCACGAUUACAUUUGCUAAACUUCUAGGUAAACUUCUAGCUUUGUCUGCCUAUCCUCCUGAUCUAACUUUCCAUUUGGAUAAGGUGGUUUUAAAGCUUUAUCCUUCUUUUCUUCCUAAAGUGGCUUCAGCAGACAAGAUGAACCAGGAAAUAAUAUUGCCUGCCUUUUGUCAAAAUGCACAAAAAAUGAGGUCUAGUACGAUAGUAAUGUUUGUAAAUGUAAGCAUAUGAAUCUGUAUGUUAAAGCUACAGAUGAUGUUGACGUUUAAAUGUAAAAAUAUAAUGAAUAUAGAUAACCUGAGAUGGUAAUUUAUACGUAUGUAAAAUUAAAGCAUUUAUGUCAAGGAAUAUUCAACAGCAAAUGAAGCGAAUGUUUAUAUAUAAACCUGGAAAAAUGUAAAAAAGAUAAUAUUAAAAAAAAAAAAAUACACAAAAUCCCAAGGACAGAAAAUUCCAAUGUUUGGAUGUUUAAUGAACUCUUCUGUUACUUGGAAAAAAAUAAGAAAAUCAGAUGCUUAGAUCACUUGUUUGUCCUCUACCAGGGCCAGAUGGAUCAAGGAAGCAAUCUCUCUUGCCUACAAACCUUCUGACAUAACUCCUCUACAUCUUAAAGAUCAUUCCACCAAAGCUGUGUCUACUUCAUGGGCAUCAAAAGCCUUUGCUACAGAUUUGCAAAGCUGCCACAUGUUUUUAAACUCACACCUUUUCAAAGCAAUACAGAUUAGACAUACAGCCCUCCAUGGGUACUUUUGGGUGCAAGAUGCUUUAAGCAGUGGUAAAGUGAAAACAUCCUACCAUUUAAGAUUGCAUGUUCAUCCCUCUUGUUGCACUGCCUCUAUUUUGGAAGGAAAUAACCUUUUUAUUUGUUGUAAAUGUCACUUUACUUAAGAUUAGAGGCAGUGCACUUCCAAUUCCCUCCCUAUUUAAUUAAAUGUGCUUGAGUUUGGGUUGUGUGUUUUGAGGUUUUUAUAAUACAUGAGGAUGAUUAGGAUAAGCUUGAUCUCCGUCUUUAAUUUUUUUUAAAUGUAUUUAUUUUACAUUUCUAUCUGCUCUUUUUCUUCUGAUCGCAAUGCUGAUAUCCCUCUUCUUGCACUGCCUCUAUUUUCUAUUAUGAUAAAUAAAAUUUGUCUUUUUUUUUUUUUUUGUUACUCACAAACGUCCAUAGUAACACCGCUUCCAGAGAUCAUUUUGGCUGUAACUGUUGUAGUGCCUUACUUCGUCCUGUAGAAUGACAGAGUUUAUACGAGUGAAUGUUUGAUUUUUGUACAAUUUCAGUUAGUAUGUGGUUUGAAAGCACAUUGACAAAUGUUUUCCUGAAUUUUUAGAGCACACACUUAUCCAUCAAUCAACACAGCAUCUUUUGAAAACCUCAAGAAUUAAUUUAGUUGUUAGGAUAUACAUAAAAAAAUAAAAAGAUAACCUAAAAUAUUUCUUUUUGAAGGUACCUGUUCUCAAAGGUACAAGAGAGAUAAAGAAAAGCUAAACAAACUGAAUACAGUAAUAAGAGGAAGCACACCUGAUAGUAGAGGGAUCCUGCCAAACCUCUAAGGAAACCAGAACAAGUAAACACAGAAUUCAGGUAGCGCCAAGAAUAAAAUACUCAAAAUAAAAACAAUAAGAUGCACAAAAAGAUCUAAAAACAAAGUCGCCCAUAAAACCUUUAUGGUAAUAAAUAUCUAAUGGUAAGUCACAGUCUUAGAGGUAACAACACAUCUUCUAGUUCUUGUACGGUACUUAUUGGAUAACUCCACUCGAUAGCCGCAUAUGGAAUAAAAAGCUAAAACAGAGGCGAACCAAUAGUGUAAGUUUGUUGUAAAUAGUAGAACAAACAACACUUAGAACAGUUGUCAACUCACAUGUAGUAGAGCUAUAACCCUUAAUAUUCCCUUUUAUUCCAGAAGUUGGAUCCUUAAGGGGUUAAAAUGAGCAGACUAUGUUUCAAGUGUGUUUGCAUUAAAAUGCUUGAAGGCACUGAUUGUACUCACCAGAACAACUACAUUAAGCUGUAGUUGUUCUGGUGACUAUAAUGCCCCUUUAAUGUACAUCUAGAUCAGAUUGUUUCUUUGUAGUGUAAUGGUUGGAUAUGGAUUCAGCUACACACUUUUUUUGGAUUCCUUUGUAGAUUGACCCAUGGGUUAAUUUAAUAGAUUCGAUAUUGAUAUUAUUUUUAACAGUGAAACAAGGGCAAUAGUAAUAUCUGGGUGUAAUAUCUGUUUAUACCACUGUUAAUCCUGAAGACGUCACCUUAAAUUACAAGGUGGAGCGAUAUAGGGUUUAACACAAUGCAAUUAGUGCUUAUUGUAUUGAAAGCUAUGAAUCUUCUUCUUUUCAGAGAAUGAGACCUGUAGGGCCCGUGGGCAGCAGAUAGCCUGUAUCCUGAUUUCUGAGCAAAAUCUUAAACCCUUACUAGUGUGUCACUGAUAAUGUUUUCAAUCUAUAUGUUAAUGCCCAACAUUUCAUUUUUUUUUUUUAUUUUUUUACCUCCCCAGACUGUCCAGCUGGGAUAUAAAUGUAACUUUCACCUGACAUCUAGAAUAGCAAGUUAUAUCAUGUGUGUCGCAUAUUACUGGACUGUUAGCUUGAAAAGUAUCAGGUUAUAUGCCAUGGUUUUAGAGACUUCAUUAAUUCCAUGCUGUACUGAAUUUUUUUAUUUUUUUUUUCCUUUCCUAGGGCAUUCGAAUUCCUCUUAAACCAAAGCAAAAUGAACCGGCCGUUCAACCUAAACGAGCAAGGUAAGAAGACAUUACAUUGAAUCAAAGUAUCCACCGUAUGAAAAGAAAAUCUUAAAGGAACAUUAUAACAUUAGAAAUAUAAACAUUUAUUCCUACUACUAUAGUCUCCUACUAACCAUUUAGAUGUGCUCCCCCUUCAGCUUGAUGAUAUCAGCUAAUUUAAUGCUUCCCAUAUGAAAAGCAUUUGAUUGAGAACCGAGUUUGACUCUGCAGUUCCUAACCCUCAUAGGCACAGAAUUGGGACAUGUUUAAUUAGUGGAUGUAUGAUGUGCAUUUGAUGAAUGAGUCUGAAACCAAAGCUCUAUGCUACUGAAAUGAAAAAAUAAAUACAUUUUUUUUUUAAAUCAUUAAAAAAAAAACAUAAAUCAGAGGCCAAGAGACUCCCAAGAAUGUAACAUUUUAUAAAGUAUAAGUGGAUUAUCGCAAAAUGACUUUAAAAAAUAAAAUAAAAAAUUAACAUUACAAGGAGCUGAACAAAUCUGUAAGCAGUGAGUUUGCAUAGAGGGGUUCUACUACACAAGCUAUUUCGAUAGCACAUGUUCGUCCUGUAGACAUAAGUAUGACCACAAAAGAGCUUCUGCUAAUGCAAUCAAUAAACCUUGAACAUACUGAGGUUUUGGAGAUGCAGCUAUGACUAUUGGCUAUUCAGAAGUAAGUCUUGUUAAUAUUUCAAGUACUUUGAAUUUACUCUCCCCAGAAUUGAAGAUUUACCACCCCCAACUAAGAAACUGUCUCCUGACCUCACUCCGCAUGUUAUGUUUACCGGUUUUGAUCCACAGCAAGGGCAACAGUACAUCAAGGUAAUAAUCUCUUGUUAAAUGUAUCUAUAUAGGUACUUUGUAUGUCACAUCACUUAUGGACAUGUUAAGCAGUCAUGAUAUAUUCUUUAUAAAUAGUUAUGGAAAGCUAGCUGGAGCAAAAUUUGCAUAUGUUGCAAUGUACCCAAGUAUUACUGGAAAUUAUAGCAGGGCUCAGACAAUUUGCACUUUUUAAAUUAUUCUACCACUAAAUAAAACAUUUAGCAGCAUCUUGUUAUACUUCGACGUGGCUGCUUCUCGUUUAGUCAAGAUCAGUAAUACAAAGAAUUAUGGUUAGAGAAAUACUUGAUAAUUUUGAUAUGUCUUCUUUUUCAGAAACUCUACAUUCUUGGUGGGGAAGUGGCAGAAUCUGCACAAAAAUGCACGCAUCUGGUUGCCAGUAAAGUGACCAGAACAGUAAAGUUUCUGACUGCGAUUUCAAUAGCUAAACAUAUUGUGACCCAGGAAUGGUUAGACGAAAGUUUCAAAUGUCAAAAAUUUGUUGGUAGGUCUAAAACCAUAUAAACCUCUGUACCUCUUGAUGCAGGAUAAUGCUAGAUUGUGUUUGGUUGAUUUCCUUUACGUGUGUUGUCAAAUCUCUUGAGUUAAGAGAUUUAAACUAGUUUAAAAAUUUUUUUUUUUUUUUUUAAAUCUGAGAUCAUAUGUAAAACAAAGUAUGUUUGUAUAUAGUUUGUGUGCUUGUGGUAUGGAAAGAAAGUUCCAACUACUUACAAAUGGACUUUCUAACUACUGCUGUUGCAUAUUUGUUGUGUAUAUACUAAGGGAGAACCUUGGGUUUUGUCAUUAUAGAGGAGCAGAGUUACAUACUGCGGGAUGCUGAAGCCGAAGUAUUGUUCUGUUUCAGCUUGGAAGAGUCCUUAAAAAGAGCACGUGGUACUCCUCUCUUCAAGGUAUGUUUUUAUAUGCAAGUUUCCCAAAGCUUAAAUUGUAAUGAUCAGUUGUGGAGAAAUCUUCUAACAGUUGAUAUAAACGCAAAGGAUUAUUUGUCUGUUAACUGAAAAAAUUAAGCCGUUGGCACUGAGGAAUAGUCUUCUGGUGGGCAGCCUUUUCUAUACGUGUAAGCACAAUAUGUGUAUUUUUUGCACACUUAUUUUUUAAAUAUAUUCCUUUGCAUUUACUUAUUAUUGUCUAAAAGUUGAAGCAUUGAUGCUAUUGGAGUAAAUGAAUAAUUCUAUUGUAAAGGGCUAGGCAUUCUCUUUAGAGGGCUAGGCGAUCUCUUUACAAUGCAUAUAGUCCAGAUGUUCAUUAAGGUGUUAAUUGGGUGUUUCAUUCUUUUUAUGGUUUGUGAAAUUACAUUCACCAUUUGAUUAGUGGGUAUAUGUAUUUAGAGUAUAUAUUAUAUUAUUAAGUAUAUCUCAUGGUAUAUUUUCUUAUAGGGUAAAUAUUUUUAUAUUACUCCUGGAAUUUGCCCUAGUUUAUCAACAAUGAAAGCUAUUGUGGAGAGCGCUGGGGGGAAAAUCUUAACAAAACAGCCUUCUUUCAGAAAAAUUAUGGAGCACAAGCAAAAUAAGGUAUGUAUAUAGUUUUUAUAUAUAUUUAUUUUAUUUUUUACUUUUUUUUUAUAAUAUUGUUUGUAAAGGGUCACUCUCGGCACCAAAAUCUCUUCAGUUAGCUGACGUGGUUAUGGUGCAAGUACCUUGUUCUGCAAGCUUCUUUUUCAAAGCUCAUUAUCUUUUAAGUUAAUGAUGUCAUUUGGAGCAUGUAGCAGGCAUACCUACUCGGCAGAUCUAAUGAGAUUUUACACAGAAAUUUUUUAUUUUUUUUAUUUUGAUCUAGUAGAAGAGAAUCCAGUACCAGCAUGUGAGAAAACAUGUAAAACAAAAAGAGUUAGCUUCAAUUAUUUCCCAUAUCAAAUACACCCUCUAUAAUUUAAAUUUAUGGACUAAUUUAUAUUCUAGUUUAGCUGUGUAUUCCUUGAAUUGCUACAUAGGAUUAUAAAAUGCAAGUCUUCAUCUUGCAAAGUCAACAUGGGUUCCUUUUUGUGUACGUAUCAUUCACAAAUGUUUAGAUAACAAAAUAACAUCACCUAGAGAAACUACCAGUAAAGGUAUAGAUUAAAUGUUAUACUUACAAAAGGUUUUCAUCUGUUGUUGGGUGUUUUUGCAUCAUUGCACUCCCAUUAUGGGAACCAAACGUUAUCAAUGUGGGGCAAUGCUGAUUUGUUUGUUUCUUCACAAAAUUGUUAUCCAAGCUUUCUUUGUUUGUGUUUUCUUUUGAAUAGAGUUUAGCUGAGAUCAUCUUGAUAUCCUGUGAAAAUGAUCUUCAUCUGUGCAGAGAAUAUUUUGCUAGCAAUAUAGGUAAGGAGCUUCUCUCUUGUUUAGUUGUCUGAUUGUGUAAUCUUUCAGUUAAUGUUUACUUUGUAUUGUCUUUAUUUUUUUAAUAGAUGUUCAUAAUGCGGAGUUUGUUCUCACUGGUGUCCUUACCCAAACGUUGGAUUAUGAAUCAUAUCCUUUACAAUGUUUUAUUGUUAAUGUUUGAUUAUGUGGUACAACGGUUUACACUGACCAAGGAAUACCAUACAUAUUCUUGAGUAGACUACUGCAUUUUGCAAUUUCAGAAAAUGUAAUAACAUGCCUAUUUAUUCUACACUCC
Messenger RNA from Pelobates cultripes (western spadefoot toad), 36355 nucleotides. The record is from the annotation of a GenBank genome assembly. Lineage: Eukaryota; Metazoa; Chordata; Amphibia; Anura; Pelobatidae.